ACGGUACCCGUUAUUUCGCGUUGCACGCCGGCGCAGACCGAAGCGGGGCUACGGCGACGGCGGCGGCGGCGGCGGCGGUGCACCGAGCGACGGCGAGGGGUACAGAGAUGAAGACGGUCAGCCUCGGCGCCUCCAGGCCCUCCACCGUAAACUUCCGCAUGCCGACGAGGGACAACCUCGUGCCCAUACGCGUCGACGUCGAGGUGGACGGCCAGCGCUACAGGGACGCCUUCACCUGGAACCCGCGAGAUCCCGACUCGGAGAUCAUUAGCUUCGCCAAGCGGACGGCCAAGGACCUCAAGCUGCCGGCCAAUUUCGUUCCCCAGAUGCUCCAGUCCAUCCAGGGGCAACUGGCGGAGUUCCGCUCCUACGAGGGGCAGGAGAUGCAAAUCAAGGAGAAGAUUGUGCCUCUCAAGAUUGACCUCCGAGUGAACAACACUGUAAUUAGAGACCAGUUCUUAUGGGAUAUCGGCAACCUUGAUAGUGACCCUGAAGAAUUUGCAAGGACGCUGUGUGAUGAUUUGAACAUCACAGAUCCUGAAGUUGGGCCUGCAAUAGCAGUUUCCAUCCGUGAGCAGCUUUAUGAGAUUGCUAGUCAGAGUGUCUCUGUUAUGAGGGAGAAGCAAAUGUCAAAGAAGGGAAGGCGAGCACCAGAAUUUUCUUCUAAUAGUAAAGCUGUGAACAAUGCAGUGGAUUUGUUCAAGUAUUUUGGCAGCAAAGGAAGUGUCAUCCGGAAACGGAAAGAAUGGUACCUGUAUGAGCCUGUUGUCGACGUUGUAGCUAGUGAGGAAGAUGGAAAAGAGGAGGUUAAUAAUUCUAGUAGGCCAAAGAAAAGAGCAGAAGAAGAGAAAGUUGCCAGUCUUCAGUCCCUUUGAUUCAGACCCAGAACUGCAUUCCUGACGAGGAUUGUUGAACAAGUUGCUGAUUGUUCUAACCACGAAGGGUUUUCCUUCCAAUCCCAGUUUGUCGUGGGAUGAUCGAACAAAGAUGCCUGCCUGACAGUUGUCGUAGGAUAGCUAUGUAUAUGUAUGCCGUGAGUGUUUCUCCCUGAUGCUGUGUCGUGGUUAGUGCUGCCUGUCAUCUAGUCUGAGGACACCCGUCCAGAUGUUGUAUACUGCUUCGGUCUUCAGUAACAUAUUUGCAGUUUUAGUGAAAGGUUUCUUGGUCGCCAACUCAUGUUUGUGUAGGUUUGAGCGAAGAUCUUGAAACAUAGUUGUUUAAAUCCAAA
Messenger RNA from Sorghum bicolor (sorghum), 1228 nucleotides. Its product is annotated as chromatin structure-remodeling complex protein BSH. The record is from RefSeq and is a predicted model, not a curated record. Bases 108 to 875 code for a protein of 255 amino acids. Gene Ontology annotation, cellular component: nuclear chromosome; nucleus. Gene Ontology annotation, biological process: regulation of transcription by RNA polymerase II; chromatin remodeling. The transcript has 11 exons. NCBI's taxonomy places the organism in Eukaryota, Viridiplantae, Streptophyta, Magnoliopsida, Poales, Poaceae. Gene Ontology annotation, molecular function: transcription coregulator activity.